AUGUCUCGGAAUCGCUCUCUGCUACGUAAUGUCUCCUUUUAUGAUGCUACAAACCCCGAAGAGGCUCUUGGAGGGCUGGCCCAGAAUGGGUCUAUAACUGAGGCGAAUUUUCUUGACAUCCUCGGAAUCUUACUUGUUGUUGACGGGAGCCCUCUGCUUGUUCAGAGGAGGAUAUCGAGCCAUAUCGUAUCCAGAACGGACAUGCCUCUGGAAACAGGGGUGUACGAUAUUUAUUGCAACGGCAUGUGCUAUAUUUCCCUUUAUGAGGCGGCCCAAUUGCUAAUUUUGCCAGCUGCUAUCCACGUCAGCGAUCAGCCUUGGAUACACCGUUUGGUUUCUCGUUACAGACCUUCUGGGGGAGAUACGUUCCGUCACUGGCACGAAAUCAGUAAUCGCCACCGCAGAUGCGUUGUUUCAGGAAUUGUAAAUCCUGAAAUCUGUAUCCAGGCCCACGACUGGACUGGCUUCGAGGCUGCCCAUAUCUUCCCUCUUGAGUGUGAGAACCAUUGGACCCAGCAUGGCUAUGGACGGUGGAUCACAGAUAUUGAUGAUGCCGCCGGAUCUUCAAAGAUCAACUCACCUCAAAACAGCUUUCUUCUCCGAACUGAUAUCCAUCAAAUGUUCAAACAGUACCUCUGGUCCGUUAACCCAGACGACGGCUACAAGGUGGUUGUAUUUACAAUCGACCGUUUUGGGCUUGAUAGCAGGGUUCUGGAUCCCGUGUGUCGAUCCCCGGCCGAUCCCCACCGUGUCCCCGACGAACUCCUUCGAUGGCAUUACCACCAAUCAGUUCUCACCAAUGUGAGAGGAGCAGGAGAACCGCUCUUCGAGCAUGACUUCUCGCCUGGAACUGAUGUGGUGGCUGAAAUCCUCGCUGGUCCGCAUGUACAAGAGAGAUUUGAGCUGGAGAUUGCGGCUAGGUUAAGA
Molecule: messenger RNA, 927 nt
Organism: Tuber aestivum (summer truffle)
Lineage: Eukaryota; Fungi; Ascomycota; Pezizomycetes; Pezizales; Tuberaceae
Source: the annotation of a GenBank genome assembly